GAGCUAUCGACGGGCUGAUGGGACCGAGCGGAGGAGGGUUGUCCCUCUUAGCGAUUGAGGCACUGAAAUGCUGAUGGACCCCAUCUGUGGGGAUGUCAUCGUCUGGUACCCUGCUUCCAAUGCGGGAUUAUUUCCGAUCUGAUGUCUUCCAUGGUCGGGGUUCAGUGCCCCUCAAGAACGAGAUCAUCCGUUUUCCAGAAUCCCACCGCCGAAUCCCACAUGGUCGCCUAAUACCCCCACCCUUUCCGGCACAAUUCAUUUUCAUCGCAUAUAUUUUCCUUAUUCAUUUAUGGCGUUCUCGGCGAUAUAUCCUCACCUCUCCUACCUACGGCAUCAGCCCGCUCGAGCCACCUCCCGGUCUCGCGAACACGGCUUGUCAGCACAACGACAAUCCUCCCGUUCCCUUUCCUCCCUUUCCCGCACCCGCACUGCUCCCUUCCACACGAUAUCUCAUGGACUCUUCUGACUGAACGCCUUCUCUCGCCGGUGGCCUCUCCGGCGUUUCUGCUAUCGGGGUGCCUCUCGGCCGGUUCCUGGGCGCCUGUUCCAUCCCCUUUGUCCAUGUCUCACUACAUGUGCGGCGCGUGUUUUCCCUUCCGUUAAUCCGGCUGCGACUCAUG
Molecule: messenger RNA, 620 nt
Organism: Eremomyces bilateralis CBS 781.70
Lineage: Eukaryota; Fungi; Ascomycota; Dothideomycetes; Eremomycetales; Eremomycetaceae
Exons: 1
Coding region: 93-470 (125 amino acids)
Source: RefSeq, a predicted model, not a curated record